Messenger RNA from Hirundo rustica (Barn swallow), 697 nucleotides. Its product is annotated as neurocan core protein-like. Bases 119 to 697 code for a protein of 192 amino acids. The transcript is spliced from 3 exons. The record is from RefSeq and is a predicted model, not a curated record. Lineage: Eukaryota; Metazoa; Chordata; Aves; Passeriformes; Hirundinidae.
CCGGCCCGCUGCCCCCCUCUCCGAGCUUCGCUUUUUAAGCCGCCGGUGCCGGCGGGGGUGCUCGGAUCUACCGGAGGCGAUGAGUCCCGGCGCGCCCUGAGCACGGAGCAGGUCGAGGAUGCUCCAUGCGACGGGCGAUGCCGCCCGCCGGCUCCUGCUCGGGCUCUCGCUCCUCCCCAUCGCCCUCCUGGGCUCCCAGGACGAGGGAGAAGGCGAUCCACAUCACGCGGGUGCAGCACCGGGCGGUGAGCGUGGGGCUGGGCGAGCCCGUAUCACCCUGCCCUGCCUCUUCCUGCUGCGCCCCUCCGCGCCCCCGGAGCCGCCGCGCGUCAAAUGGAGCAAGGUGCGCUCGGCCGGCGGCCAGAGGGAGGACUCGCCCAUCCUGGUGGCCAAGGACGACGCGGUGAAGGUGGCCAGAGCCUACGAGGGCCGGGCGUGGCUGCCGGCGUACGGCCGUGACCGCUCCAACGCCACGCUGCAGCUGCGGGCGGCCCGGGCCGGCGACGCGGGGCUCUACCGCUGCCACGUGGUGGCCGGGAUCGAGGACGAGCAGGAGCUGCUGCCGCUGGAGGUGACGGGUGAGCGGGCACGGCCCGGGGAGACGGAGCGGGGCGGGAGAGAUGGGCACACAGGAGGAGGCGUGUGCAGCGUGAGGGCUGAGCUCCCCACGUGUGAGCUGUGUGCACCCCACAUGUGA